UCACACGGUCACACCGCAUUUGAAGCAGAUUGCUUGCUCAUCACACUACAUCACGUAGAAGUAGACGUAGUGCAGAGCAGUUUAAACAAACUUUAUACAUAGAGCAGCUAGCAAAACAAACAACAGAAUGAAACCAUUUCUGCUGUCGUCGUCGUUGCCGGCAGCAGCUGCGCAUGCUGUCGCUGUCGUCGUCGUAGCUAUCUCCAUCGUCGUCCUCUCCGCCACGUCCAUGCUGCCGGUGGCCGCCGUCGAGCAUACGUUCGUGGUGAGCCAGGUGAAGAUGACGCGCAUGUGCAAGCAGAUUCCGGUCACUGUGGUGAACGGGCAGCUGCCGGGGCCGACGAUUGAGGUCACCGAGGGGCACUCGGUGACGGUGCAUGUCGUUAACAUGUCGCCCUACAACCUUACGAUCCAUUGGCAUGGAGUGUACCAGUUGCUGAACUGUUGGAACGACGGGGUGCCCAUGGUGACCCAGCGUCCCAUCCCGCCCAACGCCAACUUCACCUACCGGUUCGACGUCGCCGGCCAGGAAGGCACCCUGUGGUGGCACGCUCACGACGCCUUCCUCCGGGCAACCGUCUACGGCGCUCUCAUCAUACGGCCCCGGAACGGCGCCGCCUCCUAUCCAUUUCCAAAGCCUCACAAGGAGAUCCCCAUUCUCAUAGGCGAAUGGUGGGAGAAGGACCUUGCAGCGGUGGACAGGAACUUCACGCGAGGUCACUACGACGAAUUCUCCAGUGGGUCCACAAUCAACGGCAAGCUUGGAGAUCUCUUCAACUGCUCCGGCGUCUUCGAAGAUGGCUACGUGCUGGACGUGGAGCCCGGCAAGACGUACCUGCUCCGAGUAAUCAACGCGGCGCUCUUCUCCGAGUACUUCAUCAAGAUCGCCGGCCACAAGUUCACGGUGGUGGCCGCCGACGCCAACUACGUCACGCCCUACGCCACGGACGUCAUCGUCAUCGCGCCCGGGGAGACGAUGGACGCCCUGGUCGUCGCCGACGCGGCCCCCGGCACCGGCAGGUACUACAUGGCCGCGCAGCCCAUCCAGGCGCCUCCGCCGGACACGCAGACGCCAGAGUUCGCCACCCGAGGGACAGUGCGGUACUACCAGCACCAGCACACCAGGAAUAAUAAGUCGAGCCCAGUCGACGACGACGACGCCGUGGCGCCGGACAUGCCUGACCAGCACGACACCAUCAAGUCCUUCUACUUCCACGGCAACCUGACGGGCCUCCGGCAGCGGCAGCGGCAGCGCGCGCGGGUGCCGGCGCGCGCCGACGAGCGGCUCCUCGUCACGCUCGGGCUGGGCUCCAUCUGCCGCCUCCCCGGGCGCAGGUCCUGCAAGAGAGGGGACCAUCCGGAGAGCAUGGUGGUGGCGAACAUGAACAACGUCUCGUUCCACGACGCCGACGCCGCGGCGCCGCCGCUCCUCGAGGCGCACUACUACCGCCGCCGCCGCGGCGCUAACGGCGGCGUGGGCACGGCGGGGCUCCCCGACCGGCCGCCCAGCGCGUUCAACUACACCGACCCGGCGCUGAUCCCGUUCGGGCCCGAGGAGAUGCGGCUGGAGCCGACGCGGAGGGCCACGGCCGUGCGGCGCUUCAGGCACGGCGCCGUGGUGGACGUCGUGUUCCAGAGCACCGCCAUGCUGCAGAGCGACUCCAACCCCAUGCACCUCCACGGCCACGACAUGUUCGUGCUCGCGCAGGGGAUCGGCAACUACGACGCUGCCACGGAUGAGGCCAAGUACAACCUGGUCAACCCGCCCAGGAAGAACACCGUCCUCGUACCGAAUCUUGGCUGGGCGGCCAUCAGAUUUGUCGCCGACAAUCCAGGUGCAUGGUUCAUACAUUGCCACUUUGAGUUUCAUUUGGCGAUGGGCAUGGCUGCAGUGUUCAUUGUAGAGGAUGGGCCAACAACGAAUACAUCGCUCCCUCCACCACCACCAGGUUUCUUGGACGGAAGGCCAUGACGAUAGAUAUAUAAUCUCAUGUGUCAAGUCAAUGCUACCUCAUCAAAACUAAGAAAAGUGAAGCCUCGGUAGUCUUGCCUUAAUUUCACUGUUAGUAGUUUUUGAAUAUAUAUAUAUAUAUAUAUAUAAUAAACCAAUUACCUUAUGGAUUAAUAAUAUAUGUAUGUGUUCUUAAUUAGAGAUAAAUAAAAUGUGUCUGUAUCAAUCUUGUACGUAGCUUGCUCAAAUAUUCAUUAUUAUGGUGCUUCUAUGUUAUGCAUCUAUGUCUGUUAUGCGUCUAUAAAUAAGAAAUGAUAUAUGUAUUUGCUACGAUGUUAUCUCUAAGCUAAUAUAUAGCUCUACUUUGUCACACACACC
This is a messenger RNA of Zea mays, 2329 nucleotides long. Its product is annotated as laccase-15-like. The transcript has 6 exons. The record is from RefSeq and is a predicted model, not a curated record. Gene Ontology annotation, molecular function: copper ion binding; hydroquinone:oxygen oxidoreductase activity. NCBI's taxonomy places the organism in Eukaryota, Viridiplantae, Streptophyta, Magnoliopsida, Poales, Poaceae. Gene Ontology annotation, biological process: lignin catabolic process. Gene Ontology annotation, cellular component: apoplast. Bases 128 to 1972 code for a protein of 614 amino acids.